Molecule: messenger RNA, 1933 nt
Organism: Nezara viridula (southern green stink bug)
Lineage: Eukaryota; Metazoa; Arthropoda; Insecta; Hemiptera; Pentatomidae
Source: the annotation of a GenBank genome assembly
UUUUUAAAUUAAUAUUUUUAUAUCCAGGAUAUUUAAGUGAACAUACCAUGCAGCGAUGGAGCGGCCUGGGCAGGAGGCUGAGCCAGCUCGCAGCUUGUCCUUCCGAAGUGGUAAGGCCCUACCAGGAAGUGCCUGGUCCUAGGCCUCUGCCCAUCAUCGGCAACACCUGGAGGUUCCUUCCUGUAGUUGGUGACAUCGAGGUCUCGGACGUGGCCGCUGUCUCCCAGAAGCUGUACGACGUCUACGGGAAGAUCGUGCGGCUCUCCGGGCUGACUGGGAGACCCGACCUGGUCUUCGUGUUCGACCCCGACGAGGCCGAGAAAGUCUACCGCGCGGAAGGAGACACCCCGUACCGGCCUUCGAUGCCAUGCAUUGUCAAGUACAAGACUGAAGUCAGGAAGGAGUUCUUCGGCGAGCUACCUGGAGUUAUUGGUGUGCAUGGAGAGCCUUGGAGAACUUUCCGAACGAGAGUACAGAAGCCGAUUCUGCAACCGAGGGUGGUCAAGCAGUACAUAGCACCUAUCCAAACUGUAACUGAAUUGUUCAUUGAAAGAAUGCUUGAGAUGAAAGAUGAAAAUGAUGAAAUGCCAGAUGAUUUUGACAAUGAAGUUCACAAGUGGUCUUUGGAAUGUAUUGGUAGGAUUGCAUUAGAUGUGAGACUAGGUUGCCUCGAUAGGAACUUACCAAACAAUUCAGAACCACAAAAGAUUAUCGACGCUGCGAAAUUCGCGUUGCGUAAGAUUGCUAUAUUAGAAUUAAAAGCGCCCUAUUGGAGGUACUUCCCGACGACUACUUGGAGGAAGUACAUUGAAAAUAUGGAUUAUUUUAGAUCGGUCUGCAUGAAAUAUAUCCAAAUGGCAUUAGAGAAUCUAAAGAAGAAAGACAAUAAGCAAGAAUUGUCACUUCUAGAAAGGAUAUUAGAAACAGAAAAAGAUCCGAAAAUCGCUUGCAUAUUGGCCCUCGAUCUGAUACUAGUUGGUAUUGAUACGAUAUCAAUGGCAGUUUGCUCAGUACUGUAUCAGCUGGCAACAAGACCCGAAGAACAGCAGAAAAUGCACGAAGAACUAGUCCGAAUAAUGCCUGACCCGAAUUGUCAGCUGACAUCAGAAAUGUUAGAUAAAAUGGUCUACCUGAAGUCCUUCAUCAAGGAGGUUUUGAGAAUGUAUUCAACAGUAAUUGGAAUAGGAAGAGUUUUACAGGAAGACACAGUACUAUGUGGAUACAGAAUACCGAGCGGUACACAACUAGUCUUUCCAUCGAUUGUGAUGGGCAGUAUAGAAGGAUACGUUAGUGAGCCACACCGGUUUCUGCCGGAGCGUUGGAUGAAAUGUGAUAGAGACAACCAUUAUAUUCAUCCUUUCGCUUCUUUACCUUAUGGUUUUGGAGCAAGGAUGUGUCUCGGAAGAAGAUUUGCUGAUUUAGAAAUGCAAAUAUUAUUAGCCAAGCUUAUUCGAACUUAUAGGAUUGAAUAUUUUCAUGAACCUUUGGAAUACAAAGUGACAUUUAUGUAUGCGCCUGACGGAAAUUUAAAAUUAAAGAUGUCCAAGAGAAAGGAGUAACAGUAUUCAAUAAUGGAACAUGCUAAAGAUAUACAUUACUGGAAUUUGACAUGGAUCAGAUUGAAGAAAAAAAUCAGUUUUUGAGGAAAACUGACAAAUUUGAAAACAAAGUUUUAAACUUCGUCAAUAACUUUUACUUUGUUUAACAGUUGUAUAAUUAUUUUUCAUGAGAUACAGCAUUGAUAAAGUCAUGGAUAUUUUAAAUUUAAUACUAAAAUAAAUAAUUUGUUAUUUUAAGACUUUUAAAACUUUAAAAGUUUGGAAUAAAGAUAUUUGUUAGUUACUUCUCCACCAUUUUCAAAGCUAUUUCAUGAUAAACAGCAUAUGUUAAAUAUUUUUAUCAUUUUUCUUGUGAAUAUUAACAUUUUGCCAAG